UGUCGCCUUGUCGGGAUCUCUACAACACGAAACCCCUCAACAGAAUCCCCGACUGCUCAUUGGUGGGCUUGGGCGUCGGUCGGCGGCUGCCUUGCUCUUCGGUCCUCAGAUCCGUUCCUCAUCCUCCUGCUUGUGCCGUCGCUGUCCUGGUCCUUCAGAUCCAGCGGCGUCAGGCGCAAGCGCAACUGUCAGGACGGCGCACGGCGGGAUUUGGAGGGCGAGGUUCCAGGGGGCAGGAGCGGAUCCUGAAGCCGGCAAGAGUACGAGCGCAGCACGACGAGUCGACGGCUGAUUCCCAAGGUCCUGCGCCGGCCAGUCGGUGCCAUCCUCAUUCCCUUCUCCUCUUCCGUAGAUUGGCGCCGUUUUCAUGGAGCAGCAGCAGUCCCAAGAUAUUAAGGAGGAGGUCCGUAGGUCAAUUGUGCGUAUAUCUUUUGACUGGAUGCCGAAGUCGAAGGACAGGCGGUUUAUGGUUAUUGCUGGCAUUAUUCUUUCAAUCAAGGAUGAUGGGUCUGCUGUCAUAGCAGCGAAUUCCACAUUUUUUGGGAUGAGAAAAAAUUUUGCAGUGAACUUCCCAAAUGCUACAGGAUAUGAAGAAGGACAAAAACUUGUUGCUGUUCGUAAGCGCAAAAAAUCUGCUGUUCUUGCUGCCUUUGAAUCUGCUGAAGGUUUCUAUAUAUUUGAUGCUAAGCCAAGAGAAAAUGGCUAUAUAAAAGCAGUCAGGUUUGAGACUCAGUCUGUUCAAGUUGGUGAUCCUGUUGAUUCAUUUGUUUUUCCUAGAGAAGGGUAUAUUACACCAACCGGUUAUUGCAGAGGUUCAGUAACAGGUGUUUGUAGCAGAGUUCUAUUUCAUGAUUGCCCUAUGCAUGAGUAUGCUUACUUAGGAUCACCAUUGUUCAAUUUGUCUGGUGAUCUCGUGGGGAUAACAUAUCUUGAUCAGAGACACUGGCAAGCAUGGACUGUUUGGCAGCUACGAGAUACUUUUAAACACUGGAAAAGUACCUUUGUUUCCCAGGGAAAUGAAGAACCUGCAGGGGCAGAAGCUCAAGUGGAAGAACCUGCAGGGGCAGAAGCUCAAGUGGAAGAACCUGCAGAGGGCUGACUAUUGGUGGGAGAUAGCCUGAGCAGCAGCAUAUGCAAGGAGAUAACCUGAGCAGCAGCAUAUGCAAGAUGCAUGUCACGCAUCUCAAAAGUCUCAGGCAGCUGCAACUGUGGAGUUGAGUUGUAGCCUAGUGUACGCGUUGAUUUAGGUUUUAUUUUUGAACUGUUAUGUGACUUUUUAGGAACCAUUUAUCCUGCUGAGCUGUUUGACUGCUAUGAGGUAUUAAUGUGACGCGAUCUGUUGAACUCUUUUCACAUUCAUGAAUGUUAAACAAUUUCUAUUAGGGUUUUAUCA
Sorghum bicolor (sorghum) is the source of this 1393-nucleotide messenger RNA. RefSeq lists its product as uncharacterized. Bases 368 to 1099 code for a protein of 243 amino acids. The record is from RefSeq and is a predicted model, not a curated record. The transcript is spliced from 6 exons. NCBI's taxonomy places the organism in Eukaryota, Viridiplantae, Streptophyta, Magnoliopsida, Poales, Poaceae.